UACGUCGAAAAGCAUCGAAAGAUAUUGGAAGCAUUUCUCGCCGCGCUUCACUUCUGCGUAAUUAUUUCCCAAUUGAUUAAAUUUAAUACAAUUAAAAAAUACAUAAAAUAAAAGUUUGGUCAUUUAUUGCACAAGAAGAAGGCAGCAACAAAUUAAAGCAAUAGCAGAAAAAUUUGAAGCUCGCCCAACCCGAAGAACAGCAUGAAAAUGGUGUUGUCGCAGCGGCAGCGCGAGGAGCUUAACCAAGCGAUUGCCGAUUAUUUGGGCACAAAUGGCUAUGCGGACUCAUUGGAAGCGUUUCGCAAGGAGGCAGAUCUCAGCACAGAAGCGGAAAAGAAAUUUGGUGGCCUGUUGGAGAAGAAAUGGACAUCGGUCAUCAGGCUACAAAAAAAGGUGAUGGAACUGGAGGCUAAGCUAACCGAAGCUGAAAAGGAGGUCAUCGAGGGUGCGCCCACAAAGAACAAACGUACGCCUGGCGAAUGGAUACCUAGGCCGCCAGAGAAAUACUCACUAACGGGACAUCGUGCCAGCAUAACGAGGGUUAUAUUUCAUCCAAUAUUCGGACUCAUGGUUUCGGCCUCGGAAGAUGCCACCAUUAAGAUAUGGGAUUUCGAGACUGGCGAAUAUGAGCGCACUCUCAAAGGACACACAGACUCUGUGCAAGAUGUGGCAUUCGAUGCGCAGGGCAAGCUCUUAGUCUCCUGCAGCGCUGAUCUGUCCAUCAAACUGUGGGAUUUCCAGCAGAGUUACGAGUGUGUUAAAACCAUGCACGGCCACGAUCACAAUGUGUCUUCGGUGGCCUUUGUGCCCGCCGGCGAUUAUGUGCUAUCCGCAUCGCGUGAUCGUACCAUCAAAAUGUGGGAGGUCGCCACGGGUUACUGCGUGAAAACCUACACCGGCCAUCGGGAGUGGGUGCGGAUGGUGCGAGUGCACAUUGAAGGCAGCAUUUUUGCCACAUGCUCAAAUGAUCACACAAUACGCGUUUGGUUGACAAAUUCAAAAGACUGCAAGGUUGAAUUACGCGAUCAUGAGCAUACAGUGGAAUGCAUUGCCUGGGCGCCAGAGGCGGCCGCAUCGGCGAUAAAUGAGGCAGCUGGGGCUGACAACAAAAAGGGUCACCAUCAGGGACCAUUUUUGGCAUCCGGUUCGCGCGACAAAACCAUACGCAUUUGGGAUGUGAGCGUCGGACAGUGCCUGCUCACAUUGAACGGGCAUGACAAUUGGGUGAGGGGCUUGGCAUUCCAUCCGGGUGGCAAAUAUCUGGUCUCGGCCAGCGAUGAUAAGACCAUUCGGGUCUGGGACUUGCGCAACAAGCGAUGCAUGAAGACGCUCUAUGCGCAUCAGCAUUUCUGCACAUCGAUUGAUUUUCACAAAGCGCAUCCGUAUGUCAUUUCCGGCAGCGUCGAUCAAACAGUUAAAGUUUGGGAAUGUCGUUAGGAAAACACUCAGCAAACGAUAUUUGCUUAUUUCUCAAUUUAAACAUAAUUCAUAAACAAAAAAAGAAAAUAGAAAGAAAACUACAAUACUAAUAUAUAUACAUAUACAUAUAUGUAUAGAUAUAUAUUUAAAAUUUGAAUAUGCAACACACACAGUCUCUCAGCCACCUUUACCAGAUUCUUAAGUGCAAACUACAUUUGUAUAUCUCAAAAUAUAUCUAUAUAUAUAUAUAUAUAUAUGUGUGGUAUAUAUAUGAUCUAUGUCUAAAGUUAAAUCCGAGCAAACAGCAAUUAGCAAAAGAAGAAAAAAACAAAAAGCAGCGAAAGAAACGAAAUAUUUAUUUAAUGUACGGCCUCCUCCUAACUAACUAACUUACCAACCUACCAACUAUAUAAUAUACAAAGUACAUGCAUAUUUAUAUAUAUAUAUAUACCUUAAAAUAUACAUACAAUUAUUGUUAAUUUAAAUGCUGUGUAGACCCACGCCUCAAAAAUACAAAAAGCUAAACACAAAAAAAGAAAUCAACAUUGAUAAGAAAAACAAAAGAAAACAAUCGCCCACAAAGCACGCUCGCUAGCCGACAAAACUUGAGAUCUGUAGUUGAAUUUUCGUAGAGAAACCCAAUUUGAAAACAAAAUAUUAUAUAAAAUGCAUAUAAACAAUUGUACGAACUAAAAAUGUUGUAAUGUCAAAUCGAAAAAAUGUUGAAAUCACUAAACGCCUGUCGAUAAAUUGCGAAAACAUGAAAACAAACGCAUUAUGAUUGUUGUCAUCUCUGAAUUUCGUUGCUUAUAGUAAGCGCAUAUUAAUAGAUAAAUAUAUAUAUAUAUAUAUCAGCUCGCGCAAUAAUAAGAAAUUCGAUCACCACAAACAACAACAGCAGCAACAAGCAAAAGUAUUCUUUUUAUUAUAUAAUUUGUAUGUAUACAAUUAAUUAAUAACGCAAAGCGAACGAGAUUUCGAAACAAGGAAAAAGGCGACAUUUGUUAUUCAAGGAAAUUACUUGAAAUUUCAUUCAGAUGAAAUUCGGGUAAUUUUUAUUUUUAUUUGAAAUAACAAUUAACAAUGCUUUUACAAACAUAUACAACAAAUUCAGCUCAGAGUUUUGUGUUCUUUUUUGCUAAAGGAUUUAUACAAAAACUAAACAACAAACAAUACAAAUAAACUUAUAAAAUGUGUACAAGUUUAAGUUUGCUUUAAGUUCAAAAUAUGAUUUACGUUAGUAAAAAUGCUGCAAAUUUAAUUUUAAUUUAAUUGUUCAUAAGUGCAAAGGCAAAAUAUAGUAGUCUGUAUGUAUACUUUAUUAAUUAUUUGUGGAACUUUGAAAAUUUCGUAUAUAUAUACACGCUAAAUAAGAAGAAGAACAACAGGAUUGUGGAUUAAACAAAACAAAAACAAAAUACAAAAAUAAAAUUUGCUUCUUCAAGAAACAAAAAGAUAAAUGCAACAAUCGAAGAUGUUUAAUAUACUCUGUACUCACAGCAUGUUGAAACAUUAACAGAUCCAUCCAAGAAUUGAGCACUGGGUACAGGGUAUUCAGCAUAGUCGAGCACUCUCGAUAUUAGACUACAAAUUAGAGUACUCUCUCUCAUGUAAUGCACCUUUAUAAAUACACAUGUAUUUUAAGCAUUAUAAAAUAUGCAAAUAACACUUAAAUACAAAAGAAAAAUGAUACAAAAAUCAAUGCAUAUUUUCAAAACGCUUCUCUUAUCACCAAAGCUGCUUUAACACGAUGACCGAUUAUGAAGAUAAAUCGCUAGAAACCACAACAUGCAAUGCGGUAAUUUGGCCAAUUAUAGCUACAAUGGCCACAAUUUUAACGUUACAGAAAGUGGUUAAUAUAUAUAUAUAAUAUAUACACAUAACAUGAAUAAAUCCACAAAUUUGUUUCACUAAUAAACCAUAA
Messenger RNA from Drosophila grimshawi, 3343 nucleotides. RefSeq names its product lissencephaly-1 homolog (gene Lis-1). The record is from RefSeq and is a predicted model, not a curated record. The coding region runs from base 202 to 1437 and encodes 411 amino acids. The transcript is spliced from 8 exons. Gene Ontology annotation, molecular function: protein binding. Lineage: Eukaryota; Metazoa; Arthropoda; Insecta; Diptera; Drosophilidae.